UCGCAGGCCCUUUCCCAUGGUGCUUCGCGCUGGGCUGUCGCGGUUGCCAGGCAAUUUAAAAUCAGGGCGCAGGGCCCGCGGGAUUCUACUGGGACAUGGGGCCUCAGGGCCUCCAGCCGCUCCUGCUGGUGCUCUUGACCCGCUGGACUUACGUGAGCGCCCAAACCGUGGCCAUCCCCGCGGUGCCGACGGAGGACCUCAACUCCACCGAGGCACCCUCAGGCCCUCUCGGACCCUCCCUGACGCCUAGGUUCCUAGGCACCUCCAGGACCCCGGAGCCCUCCUCCGGUCCCAGGCCUACCCCCGUCACGGAUGUUGCUGCUCUGUGUGUCUGUGACUUGUCCCCAGCACAGUGUGAUGUCAACUGCUGCUGUGACCCUGACUGCAGCUCUGUGGACUUCAGUGUCUUCUCCAGCUGCUCAGUUCCAGUUGUCACAGGUGACAGCCACUUCUGCACUCAAAAAGCAGCCAUCUACUCAUUGAAUUUCACAGCAAACCCACCUCACAGGAUAUUCAAACUUGUUGACCAGAUCAAUCCAUCUAUUUUCUGCAUUCAUACUACCAACUAUAAACCUGCAUUAUCCUUCAUUAAUCCAGAAGUGCCUGAUGAGAACAGUUUUAAUAAGUGGAUGAAAACAUCUGAAGGUUUUACAUUGAAUGCAGAAGCAGAUGUUUCUUUUACAGCCAAAUCAGAUGCUUUGGAUUCUACUAAAUAUGAGUACGGGGCUCCUCUGCAGGCUCCCGAGGCGUCUCCACAUCUGUUUCUGAGAUUUCCUUCGCCUCUCACAUCGGCUCUGUGCGCUGACAACAACCCUGCCGCAUUUCUGGUGAACCAGGCUGUUAAAUGCACCAGAAGCAUACAUUUAGAACAGUGUGAAGAAAUGGAGGCCCUUAGGAUGGAUUAUUACAGCAGCCCUGUGAUUCUGAGGGUGCCCAAUUCGACAACACAGGUCCCGAUCACUGUCCAGUCCAUCACUGUUCAAUCUCUAAAUAAAACACGGACCCUCCUGGAGGACACUGGCAUACGGCUGCCUUCUCUUGUCGAUUCUGGGCGCGACAGGAUCUGCAUUAAUGUUGUGCUUGAGGUGAAGUACAGCCUUACGUAUACAGACUUAGGUGAGAUCACCAGAGUGGGCCUCUCACUGCUUCUGGGGACGGUUAACCGUGCAUCCAUCCCCCUGCAGCAGAAGUUUGAAGUUCACUUUAUUCAGCAAAACACAAGGCCUGUUCCUCUCAGCGGCAACCCUGGCUACGUGGUAGGGCUCCCACUGGCCGCCGGGCUGCGGCCCCAGAAGGGGUCUGCGAUUAUUCAGACCACGGAUAGAUACGGACAACUCACUAUUCUUCGUAGCACAACUGAGCAAGACUGCCUUGCAGAGGAGGGGCUCCGGACCCCAGUGCUGUUCGGAUACAAUAUGCAGACUGGCUGUAAGCUCAGGCUGAGCCCCGCCAUCCCGUGCCAGCUUGUGGCACAGAAGAUGAAGGACCUGCUGAAGGGUCAGGGCUUCCCGGAUUUUGUGGCCUCGUUCGGAAACUCCAGGGCACAGGAUGUGCUGGACUGGGUCCCUGUCCACUUCAUCACCCACUCACCCAUCAAGGAUUCUUGCCAGCUCCCAGUGGCUUUGGUCAUAGAAGUGAAGUGGACCAAGUACGGAUCCCUACUGAACCCCCAGGCCAGAAUAGUAAAUGUCACGGCGAAUCUCCUUUCCUCCACCUUUCCCAAGACCUACACAGGAAGUGAAAGGACGAUUGUCGUCUCCACUACGGUGACUUUUGUGGAUGUGUCUGCACCUGCAGCAGCCGGCUUCCGGGCUCGGCCCACCGUCAACGCCAGGCUGCCCUUUGACUUCUUCUUCCCGUUUGUGUGACGGGAGUGGUCAUGAAGGCCCGCUGUGAAGGUCUGUACCUGUGGGACCACUUGGUCGCACCCCUCUGCACCCCGGGGUUGCCCCUAAACCCACACACUGCCCUUUUCUCCCUCCCGACAGAACUUCUCCCUCCCAGGCAUUGCUCUGCU
Messenger RNA from Fukomys damarensis (Damara mole-rat), 2017 nucleotides. It is a transcript of the gene Tctn1, whose product is annotated as tectonic family member 1. Bases 96 to 1868 code for a protein of 590 amino acids. Lineage: Eukaryota; Metazoa; Chordata; Mammalia; Rodentia; Bathyergidae. Gene Ontology annotation, cellular component: MKS complex. The transcript is spliced from 14 exons. Gene Ontology annotation, biological process: cilium assembly; protein localization to ciliary transition zone. The record is from RefSeq and is a predicted model, not a curated record.